This is a messenger RNA of Grosmannia clavigera kw1407, 792 nucleotides long. RefSeq names its product short chain dehydrogenase reductase. NCBI's taxonomy places the organism in Eukaryota, Fungi, Ascomycota, Sordariomycetes, Ophiostomatales, Ophiostomataceae. The record is from RefSeq and is a predicted model, not a curated record. The coding region runs from base 1 to 792 and encodes 263 amino acids. The transcript is spliced from 5 exons. Gene Ontology annotation, molecular function: oxidoreductase activity, acting on the CH-OH group of donors, NAD or NADP as acceptor.
AUGUCUUCGUGGGUGAUUACCGGAUUCGAGUUCGUCCGCCAGCUCUCUGAAAACCCAGACAACACCGUCUUCGGCCUCGUCCGUAAUAAAGUAGCUGUCGAGUCCAAGGUUUCCGCUGAGAUCGGCCGGAAACAUAUUCACAUCAUUCAGGCCGACACGACGGACCCAGUGGCAUUGGAGAAAGCAGCUCGGUAUGUUUCGGAGAAAACCAAUGGCGCCCUUGAUUACAUUGUGGCCAAUGCUGCGCUUCAAUCCAAGACUGCGUUGGUUGGCUUUGAUACGUUGAGCCGCGAUCCCAAAGCCCUCGAACAAGAUCUGAGUGACCACUUCCGAGUCAAUACGAUCGGUGCCGUCCAUCUCUUCAAUACUUUCAUGCCCCUGAUUCUGAAAGGUCGGGCGAAGAAAGUUAUUGCCAUCUCUACUGGCAUGUCAGACCCCGAGAUGACACUCAAAGGCGACAUCUACCAAGCCACCGCUUAUGCAAUGAGCAAGGCGGCCCUCAAUAUGGCGAUAGCCAAGUUCAGCGCCUUGUAUUGUGAGAAAGGUGUCCUCUGCAUGGCUAUAUGCCCCGGUGCUGUAGACACCGGUAGUCUCAACAUUGAAACGGAGGAGGAGAAGCUGCAGGCCAUGGUUAUGUUUGAGAGGAUGAAAAUAUAUUCACCCACCUUCCAAGGACCUCUGACGCCGGAAGACAGUGCCACAUCGGUCUUGGCUCUCGUUAAAAAGGCUACCGUUACUGGUGGCUAUGCAGGCGUGUUUAUCUCUCAUACGGAAUCAAAGCCGUAUCUUUAA